GCUGCUGACAGCCUUAUAAAUAGUCGCCUUUGCAGGCGGCCGGCGAGGACGGGCAGGGCACCACUGGCCCCGGCGCCCGCCGCACCCCUCCCCCAGAGCGCUGACUCGGCUCCCCGGACCUCAGCAGGAUGGAAGAGAAGCUGAAGAAAACCAAGAUCAUCUUUGUGGUGGGAGGGCCCGGCUCGGGGAAGGGCACCCAGUGUGAGAAGAUUGUCCAGAAGUACGGCUACACCCACCUCUCCACCGGGGACCUCCUGCGGGCCGAGGUCAGCUCUGGCUCGGCCAGGGGCAAGAAGCUGUCGGAAAUCAUGGAGAAGGGGCAGCUGGUGCCACUGGAGACAGUGUUGGACAUGCUCCGAGAUGCCAUGGUGGCCAAGGUAGAUACUUCCAAAGGCUUCCUGAUCGAUGGCUACCCUCGGGAGGUACAGCAGGGAGAGGAGUUUGAGCGGAAGAUCGGACAGCCCACGCUGCUGCUGUAUGUGGACGCAGGCCCUGAGACCAUGACCCAGCGGCUCCUGAAGCGCGGAGAGACCAGCGGGCGGGUGGAUGACAAUGAGGAGACCAUCAAGAAGCGACUAGAGACCUACUACAAGGCCACGGAACCUGUCAUCGCCUUUUAUGAGAAACGUGGCAUCGUACGCAAGGUCAAUGCCGAAGGCUCCGUGGACAAUGUCUUCUCCCAAGUCUGCACCCACCUGGAUGCCCUCAAGUAGCAGCACUGGAGCCUCUUCCCCUGCUGCCCGCCCCUCCCCCCCCCCACCCCGUGCUGACCUGAGGCUGUCCUGGCCUGAGCUCAAUGCCUCCACCCUGCCAGGCUGGAGCACAGACAGAGGAAGCCACUUUAUCCUGUUUUCAUGGACAGCCAAGCACUAAAGGAAUUUCCAAGGACA
Messenger RNA from Leopardus geoffroyi (Geoffroy's cat), 890 nucleotides. RefSeq names its product adenylate kinase 1 (gene AK1). The record is from RefSeq and is a predicted model, not a curated record. The coding region runs from base 129 to 713 and encodes 194 amino acids. The transcript is spliced from 7 exons. Gene Ontology annotation, molecular function: AMP kinase activity; ATP binding; nucleoside diphosphate kinase activity. Lineage: Eukaryota; Metazoa; Chordata; Mammalia; Carnivora; Felidae. Gene Ontology annotation, biological process: nucleoside triphosphate biosynthetic process; ATP metabolic process. Gene Ontology annotation, cellular component: cytosol; cytoplasm.